AUGGCAUCCCGGUACCUUCGUGCGCUGGCUUUGCUGUCGUUGGCAGCAGCCCAGGAGCCCAACAUCACCCGCUGCACGAGCGGAGCUGCCAACAUCACCACAGGAAAGGCCUUCCAUGUCCAGGUGUGCAACCUCUUCGGCGCAACAUGCUACAUCAACCAUCCGUACAUCCAAGAUUGCGCCACCGAGUCGCUUGAAAUCCUCAGCGGGGAGUGCAAGCUGUACCCCAUCUUUGAGUACGUUGACAAGUGGGUGCGGUCCGGGGCAAGCGCAGUUGAGGAGCUUUCCACUCAGAAUGACUUGGGCUGCACCGAGUUUAUCUCGGACGGCAAGGCCCAGCUCUCGGGCGCUUGCGCUGCCGUGCAGUGCUCUUUGGGUGGUGGUGCCUGGGCUGGGCCAGGCAUGACGGGCAACAGCCCCCCGACUCGGGAGACAGGAGUGACAAACACGGCUACAGCGGCGUGGACCAACUUCUCGAUUGUGGAGAUCAGCGACGAUGCGAAACAGCUCAAGAACGUGUUCCUCUACCGCACCGGGGACUACGUGGCCACGACGCGGCGCACCUACACGUGGAGCACUGGUGGCGUCACGCUGAGCACUGGCAAGCUGCCGACAUCCAACGGAAACAACUAUGGAGCCUUGGCAUGCCUUGUCUGA
Messenger RNA from Symbiodinium natans, 657 nucleotides. The record is from the annotation of a GenBank genome assembly. NCBI's taxonomy places the organism in Eukaryota, Dinophyceae, Suessiales, Symbiodiniaceae.